Molecule: messenger RNA, 14115 nt
Organism: Phaedon cochleariae (mustard beetle)
Lineage: Eukaryota; Metazoa; Arthropoda; Insecta; Coleoptera; Chrysomelidae
Source: the annotation of a GenBank genome assembly
AUGAAAAUCGAAGUUGUCCAGUCGGGCGCCGUAUCAAAGUCUUCCUCUGCUUCGAGCCUGCAAAUAGCGGACGUCUCUCAUUUACCGGUAAACGCGAAAAUCGUGAAAUAUACCGUGACAGAAUCUUUGCCUACCGGUGGCGGCGAAAAAAUAACCACGUACGGGGAAACUGGCCCAACUUCAACCGAAUAUAGACAUUUCAUUUCUAAAGAUGCUGCCAAUCAUUCCGCGGAAAUCCAACAGUUGAGUUCGGUUCUCAACCAAUCAAUUACGAAUUUGGACCAGUCGAAUUUAUCUCAUCAUUCCGGGUCAACGUAUACCGUAACAGAACCCAUGGACGAACUGAAGCUGACCUACAACAAGAACGAUUCGGCGUGGAACGGUAAAUUUGUUAUUGAACAACCACUUGAAAAGGGUAAGAAAACGAAAAAUCAAAUUGUUAAAACCGGCGAUACAGUAGUAGAGCAUUCCUCUUCGUCAACUUCACAUGAAGAAAGAUCAUCGAUGGAAAAAAGCUCUUCUAGUAGUUAUGUUUUAGAAAUAGUAGACGGAAAAGAACGAAUUAUUGACAAAAAACAUCAUGACUCUGUGAAGUCAGCUCAGUCGAGCAAUGACGAGCAUUUAAUAACCAGAGGUGGAACAAAUAUCACCCCCGAAGUACAUUUCAAACAAAAAGCUUCUAAUAGUUCCACUCGGUAUGACUCAGAUGUUCCUGAGUUCCAGAAACCCAAAACAAAGUCAUCCACGGCUGUGCGAGAAAUCCAUCAAGUAGGCGAUCAAACUACUUCUUCCUCAGAUAUUCAACACGGUACUAAAACAAUCACAGAUGAUAGGAAUUCUAUCAAGUCUGACACCAAACAUUUUCUUGAUAAUGAAAAGACUGAUUCGAUAAAGCAACAAAGAAACUCAAAAGAUAUCCAUGACGCUAGAACAGAGAGUAUUCAAUCUAAAAAUGUAGGUGCUACUACUACCACAACUACUACCACCACAUAUUAUGAUUCUAAAGGGAAUGUCAUCAAAACAUUAGUUGACGUUGAUACAGAAAACACACCAGGUUCCUCAACCUCUCAAGAAAGAGUGACGCGAGAUAAUACGACAGAAUCGAGCGAUGUAAUCCGCUCAGAUGAAAGAAAUUACGAGCAAGCUUUUCGAGGCACUAAUGUGCCAUCGACUUCAACUCCGAAGAAAACAUUUCCAACUCAAGGCAAAACGAAAUUUGAAGACACCAACAAAUCAACAACCCAAUUAUCAGCGACUGAAAGUGAUCAAAUAAUCACAGAUACUUCAAUUAAUAUCGUCGAUAAUGCGAUGAGAAAUGCCCAAAUGUCGACUAACUCCAAAGACUUCUAUGGGCACUCUGUUGAUUCAUCUGGAACUGUUGUUCGCAAUGUUUAUGAUACGAAUGCUAUACAAAAUACAAUUGGUGUCAGAGGAAAUGUUAUCAUGGACAAUACAAUAGACAAUACCGAUAUUGUUUACUCAAAUGACAGAAAUUACGGAAAAACCGGUUGGAAUGGUCAGUUCACAUACGAAACGUCCCAAGACCGAAAUGGAACUGUUCCAACCAACGACAACAAACCGAAAUCUUCCACGAGGGGCCGUCAGAAGGUAUCGCCUGAAGAUCUCCCAGCAGCUGGAGCUCCAUCACAGAGGAGGAGACCAGAGGGACCGUCAGAACAUACACAAGAUUUUCUCAUGUCUGAAAGGAUGGAGAACGUUAGACAGUUCACAGGUGAUUCAACAUUAAUUAAUUCACAAACAAGUAACAUAGUGGACUCAAAAACUACGAUGAAUAGCAAUAAAUUCAUCUCGGACUCAACUCAAAGACUGCCUGGGGCUGGUGCGCCUUCUAGAGAAUCAGUUGAUGUGAACAAACCUGUCACUACUGAUUCUGAAUACUACGAGAAUGUUAUGAGAAUGCAAAGUUCAGAUACGAACAUUUCGAAAAACUAUAGCACCGAAACAAUAACGAAUAUCACUGACUCAAGAAAUACUAUGGAUAGAACAGUAACAGGCGAAGAGAGAUACAUAAGUACCGAACCAAGAAAAAUCUCUUAUGAUAAAAUGCCAGCAGCAGGAAUGCCUACUUGGGUAGCGGAUGAGCAUAAUCCUAUAAAGCCGACAAGUGAAGAACCUGACGUAUUGCCACGAAGGGAAACUAGAUUACAUCCAGAAGAUUUUCCACCAGCAGGACGUUCUGGGAUACCUGCUAAAAGAAGCGAUUCUCCAUCAAAACAAGCUUCUUCAGAUAUUACCACAAAUACUGAAUACAUUGACCACAGAACUGAAUCUAGUUCACAUCAUCAGUCAGUACGAACGGUCGAUGAAAGAGUAUCGAGAAAUGGAGAAACAGUUUACCACAGCUCAGUUACUGAUCGAAAUACUUCAGACAGACACCCUCAUAAAAUAACUGCACCUGAAGAUUUGCCCGCAGCUGGUGCUCCUUCAAGGAAAGUGGAAAAAGAUCUACCACCGGCGAAUAAAAAUGUAUCACCAAGAAAAGAAACUAAAUUGCGCCCAGAAGAUCUGCCAGCUGCUGGGAGUAGGAAGAAACCAGCUAGAAGAAGUGACUCCCCAUCCAAGACAAUACCGUCCACAAAUACUACAACUUCUCUACAUUCCGAUACUAUAACUGACUACAAUACUACUGUGAUAACUGAUUCUACCUCACGUCAUGAAUCAACACAUAUGGCUGACGAAAAAGUCAUGAGAGAUGGAAAAACCAUUUAUCACACUUCAGUUACCGAAAAAAGCACAUCAGACGAUCAACCAGAAAAAAAACCACGAAGCAAGAUUGCACCCGAAGACUUACCAGCAGCUAAAGCGACUACGAGAAAAACAGAAAAAUAUUUGCUAACUCACCAGAAACCAUCGAGUCUUGAAAAGGAAACUGAAAUACCAAUUAAAAAAAAUAGAUUACGUCCAGAAGAUUUGCCAGCUGCUGGAGAUACAACUAUUAGAAGUGGUUCUCCUUCCAAACAAAUUCCAAUAGGAGAUACUACAGUUGCUCAUCAAACUCAUACUAGUAUUGACCACGAAACUAGUCUGGUAACUGAUUCAAAGUCACAUCAUCAAUCUAUUCAUGUAGUUGAUGAAAAAGUUUCGAAGAAUGGAGAAAUCAUUCAUCAUACUGCAAUCACUGAUAGAAGCACAUCAGACCAACAAGGGAGAACUCCUCAUGGUAAACUUGCACCAGAAAACUUGCCAGCAGCUGGAGCUUCAACGAGGAAGGUGGAAAAAUAUAUCCCAGAUAACCAGAAGCCAUCAAAACCUGGAAUGAAACCUGACUCUCCAAAAAAAGAUACUCGUGUGAGACCAGAAGAUUUGCCAACAGCUGGCAGACCUUCGAAAACAAGUGAAUAUUCUGAGAGUAUCACCAAUUACUCAACUGAUAUAGUAGUUGAUUCAAAAUCACAUCACGAAACUAUUCGAUCAGUUGAUGAGACAAUUUUGAGAGAUGGGGAAAUAGUUUAUCAUACUUCGGUAACUGAUAAAAGCAAAUCAGAUCAACCAGAGAGAAGAGCACCUGUUAAACUUGCACCGGAAGAUUUACCAGCAGCUGGAGCGACUAUAAAAAAACCAGUCAGAUACUCGCCAGACCACCAUAAGCCUAGACAAGGGCCAGAACCUUCAAAUGAAGGAACUAGAUUGCGUCCAGAGGAUCUGCCAGCAGCUGGAAGCCCUUCAACUAAACCAACUAGAAAAACUGAUUCUCCAUCCAAGCCAAUACCGUCCAGAGAUACAAGAAUUUCUCAACACACUGAUCUAAUUGAUGACUAUAAAUCUAGUACAGUAACUGAUUAUAAAUCACAUCAUGAAUCUAUGCUGAUAGUGAAUGAAACUCUCUCGAAGAAUGGAGAAACCGUUUAUCAUAGUUCUGUUACGGAUAGAAGCACAUCAGACCAACAAGCGAGAACUCCUCAUAGUAAACUUGCACCAGAAGACUUGCCAGCAGCUGGAGCCCCUACAAGGAAAGUAGUGGAAUAUUUAACAGAAAACCAGAAACCAUCAAAACCACCUGGAAAAGGACCUGAAUCACCCAAAAAACAAACUCGUGUGAGGCCUGAAGAUCUACCAACAGCUGGUAAACUGUCUAAACCAACCAGAAAUGAGGUUAUAAGCGACUACACGACUAAUGAAAUAACUGAUUCAAAAUUUCACGAAACAAUUCGUGUAGUUGAUGAAACAGUUUUGAUAAACGGUGAAACAGUAUACCAUACUUCGGUUACUGAUGUGAACACAUCAGACCAACACAAGAGAACUCCGCAUGAUAGACUAGCGCCUGAAGAUUUUCCAGCAGCUGGAGCACCAACAAAGAAAACAGAUAAACAUCCACCAGCCGACCAGGAUUACCAGAAACCAUCAUCUACUGGCAAGGAACCCAAAAAAGACACUAGAUUGAGCCCUGAAGAUCUUCCUGCUGCAGGAAUGAGACCUAAACCACGCGAUCGAGGCCCUAUUGAUGAGAAGCCAACAAAACGAUCAAAAUCUCCAAGCAAAAAAGAUGAAACUCGUCCUGAUCAAUUACCAACAGCUGGAGUCCCUUCAAAACAAACUGAUAAAUACUCACCUUCAAAAGUUCCAGAAAAGAAAACGUCAACUGAAACUUUCGAAACUGUUUCAGACUUCAAAGAAUCAAAGACUAAUGCAGAAAUCUACUCUACUACUACUAUCAUCGAUUCCUUUGACAAUAAAACAACCAAGGGGGUGAAAUCACUGAAUGAUGAACCAGAAGAUAGAAAACCGAAAAAACAUGGGCCUUCAGAUACUUCGGUGAUUUCUAGAAAACCAACAAAUACUGUAGUUGAAAACUAUGAGUCUGUGAAUGAGGUUAUUGAUAUCAAGUCAAGUAUGACCUCGGAUUUUCGUACAGAAACGAUUGUGAAUAAUACCAUUGUGGAGAACUACACCGAUAUUGUGGAUCGUACUGACAAAACAUUCAUCAUAGAAGAUGUGACUAACAGAAAAGUUGUCGAUUCUGUGGAUAAAGUCGACAAAACAUUCAUCAAAGAGGACAUCAUAGAUAUUAAAGAUAUAGAAGAAAUUGAGAAUAUUACGAAUAUCAAGAAGGUGGUCGACAAUAAAGUCAUCAAAGUUGAAAAAAUUAUCAAGGAACCUGAACCCAAGAAGCCCCACUAUGUAGUCCCCCAGAAAGAAAAAUGUAUUUGCGAACUCUGUGUAUGUGGACGCCACACUUGUCCACACAAUCCAGAAGACUACAAUGACCACCUGCACCUGGAAGGUCCGUUCUUGGGCGAACCGAGGAAUGACUACAGCGCUACGAAAGGCGAGCGAUUCCCUGUCAAGAAACCGGAAGACCACCUCAAACCAGAGGGCGAGUUCGUCAAACGCGAACCAGAACCGUGGCAACCAGGCGAAAGAGCACCAGUAAAGAAACCACAGGAUAACCUCAGGCCUGAGGGAGACUUUGAACGACCUGAGAAAACAGGUUGGUCUCCUGCUGAGAGGCCCCAGCAAAAAAGACCCGAGGACAAUUUGAGGCCAGAAGGUGAUUUCCAAAGACCAGCGAAACCAGAGUGGUCACCAUCCGAAAGACCAAAACAGAAGAAGCCCGAGGAUAACUUGAAACCUGAGGGCGUUUUCGAGCAACGCACUCCGGAAAAAUGGCGUCCAGGUGAAAGACCAGAAGCUAAGAAACCUGAAGACAAUCUCAGACCCGAGGGAGACUUCGAGAGACCUGAGAAGCCUGGAUGGUCUCCAGGGGAAAGACCCAAACAGAAAAGACCAGACGACAACUUGAGGCCAGAAGGUGAUUUCGAGAGGCCUGAGAAGCCUGGAUGGUCCCCAGGGGAAAGACCCAAACAGAAAAGACCAGACGACAACUUGAGGCCAGAAGGUGAUUUCGAGAGGCCUGAGAAGCCUGGAUGGUCCCCAGCGGAAAGACCCAAACAGAAAAGACCAGACGACAACUUGAGGCCAGAAGGUGAUUUCGAGAGGCCUGAGAAGCCUGGAUGGUCCCCAGCGGAAAGACCCAAACAGAAAAGACCAGACGACAACUUGAGGCCAGAAGGUGAUUUCGAGAGGCCUGAGAAGCCUGGAUGGUCCCCAGGGGAAAGACCCAAACAGAAGAGACCAGACGACAACUUGAGGCCAGAAGGUGAUUUCGAGAGGCCUGAGAAGCCUGGAUGGUCCCCAGCGGAAAGACCUAAACAGAAAAGACCAGACGACAACUUGAGGCCAGAAGGUGAUUUCGAGAGGCCUGAGAAGCCUGGAUGGUCCCCAGGGGAAAGACCCAAACAGAAAAGACCAGACGACAACUUGAGGCCAGAAGGUGAUUUCGAGAGGCCUGAGAAGCCUGGAUGGUCCCCAGGGAAAAGACCCAAACAAAAAAGACCAGACGACAACUUGAGGCCAGAAGGUGAUUUCGAGAGGCCUGAGAAGCCUGGCUGGUCCCCAGCGGAAAGACCAACGCAGAAAAAGCCCAAGGAUAACCUUCGUCCAGAAGGCGAUUUCGAAAUUCCAGAACCUGAGGAAUGGAAACCUGCAGAGCGACCUCAGCAAAGGAGACCAGAAGACAAUCUAAAACCGGAAGGGGAAUUUGAUAGACCUCAGAAGCCCAAGUAUCAUCCAGGUGAAAGGCCAGUUGCAAGAAAACCUACGGAUAAUUUGAAACCUGAAGGAGAAUUCACUGGUACGAGAACAGUUAUCGAAGAUUACAGAGUAAUUCGUGGUGACAGAGCUGAGAUUACUCGCCAUGAAGACAACAUCAUUAUUGAAGGAGAAUUCACUGAUAUAACCACUAGUAAAGUUGACUUCACUGGCGAAUCAGGACCAAGACCCAGCCCCGUUCGUAGGAACACCUGGACCAAAUUAGAAGGGGACUUCACCGAUGACACUACAACAAAAUCUGAAUUUAUAGAUCACAGCAGCACUGUGGUGAAAAAUAUUGUAAAGAAACGGCAAGAUAAUCUGACAGUAACAGGGGAUAUGACUUUCGAUACAUCUUCCACCCUGGAGUACACAAAAAAAACACCUACAGUUGACAGAAGAAGACAAACGUGGACCAAAGAUGAAGUUGACAAGUUUUAUGGUACUGAAACAACAGAAGUCGUUACAACUUCACAAGAUGUAUACAAAAACUACGACACCACCGACUUCCGUCAAACAGUUGUGAUUCAUCGUGAUAAUUUGAGACCUGAAGGUGAAUUUGAGCGUCCAGAAAAACCCAAAUACAAACCUACUGAACGUCCCACUGCUAAAAAACCAGAAGACAAUCUGAGACCAGAAGGUGAUUUUGAGAAACGCACACCAGAAAAAUUCAUCCCAGCAGAAAGACCCAAGCAAAAUAAGCCCGAAGAUAACUUAAGGCCGGAAGGAGACUUCGAAAGACCUCACAAACCAGAAUGGUCUCCAGCAGAGAGACCAAAACAAAAGAGGCCCGAAGAUAAUCUUCGACCAGAAAAUGACUUUGAACGUCCAGAAAAGCCGAAAUAUAGAUCAACUGAAAGACCUACUGCAAAUAAACCAGAAGAUAAUUUGAGGCCAGAAGGGGAUUUCGAAAAACGAACCCCAGAGAAAUUCAUUGCGGCGGAAAGACCCAAGCAAAAAAAGCCUGAAGAUAACUUGAAACCAGAAGGCGAUUUUGAAAGACCUGAAAAACCUGGUUGGUCACCUGCAGAUAGACCCAAGCAAAAACGACCAGAAGACAACCUUCGUCCUGAAGGUGACUUUGAUAGACCCGAAAGACCUGAGUACAAACCUGGUGAUAGGCCCGCUCCAAGAAGACCAGAAGACAAUCUAAAGCCAGAAGGCGAUUUCGAACGUCCAGAAAAACCAAAAUACAAAUCAACUGAGAGACCUUCUCCUACCAAGCCUAAAGAUAAUUUAAAACCAGAAGGAGAAUUUGAAAAACGUACCCCCGAAAAAUUCACGCCAGCUGAAAGACCUCAACAGAAGAAACCUGAAGAUAACUUGAGACCAGAAGGUGAUUUCGAGAGACCUGAGAGGCCAGAAUGGUCACCUGCUGAAAGACCAAAACAGAAAAGACCUGAAGACAAUCUUCGCCCUGAAGGAGAUUUCGAAAGGCCUGAAAAACCAAGAUAUAGAACUACUGAGAGACCAAUGCCUAGCAGACCUGAAGAUAACUUGAGACCAGAAGGCGAUUUCGAACGACCAGAAAAACCGAAAUACAAAUCAACAGAAAGACCUAUUCCUACUAAGCCUAAAGAUAAUUUGAAACCAGAGGGUGAAUUUGAAAAGCGUACUCCAGGGAAAUUCAUUCCAGCUGAAAGACCUAAGCAGAAGAAGCCUGAAGACAACUUGAGACCAGAAGGUGAAUUCCAAAAACCAGAAAAACAAGAAUGGUCACCUGCAGAGAGACCAAAACAGAAACGACCAGAUGAUAAUCUUCGCCCUGAAGGUGAUUUCGAGAGACCAGAUAGACCAGAUUAUAAACCUGGAGAAAGGCCUGCUGCCAUUAGACCAGAAGAUAACUUGAGACCAGAAGGCGAUUUCGAACGACCAGAAAAACCGAAAUACAAAUCAACAGAAAGACCUAUUCCUACUAAGCCUAAAGAUAAUUUGAAACCAGAGGGUGAAUUUGAAAAACGGACUCCAGAAAAAUUCAUUCCAGCAGAGAGACCUAAACAGAAGAAGCCUGAAGACAACUUAAGACCAGAGGGUGAAUUCCAAAAACCAGAAAAACAAGAAUGGUCACCUGCAGAGAGACCUAAACAAAAACGGCCAGAUGAUAAUCUUCACCCUGAAGGUGACUUCGAAAGACCAGAUAGACCAGAUUAUAAACAUGGAGAACGGCCAGCUGCCAUAAGACCUGAAGAUAACUUGAGACCAGAGGGCGAUUUUGAAAGACCCGAAAGACCAAAAUACAAAUCAACAGAAAGACCUUCUCCUACUAAGCCUAAAGAUAAUUUGAGACCAGAAGGAGAAUUCGAAAAACGAACUCCAGAAAAAUUCAUUCCAGCUGAGAGACCUAAACAGAAGAAGCCUCAAGACAACUUAAGACCAGAGGGUGAAUUCCAAAAACCAGAAAAACAAGAAUGGUCACCUGCAGAGAGACCUAAACAAAAACGACCAGAUGAUAAUCUUCGCCCUGAGGGUGACUUCGAAAGACCAGAUAGACCAGAUUAUAAACCUGGUGAGAGGCCAAAUGCCAUAAGACCUGAAGAUAAUUUGAGACCAGAGGGCGAUUUCGAAAGACCCGAAAAACCAAAAUACAAAUCAACCGAAAGACCUACUCCAACUAAGCCUAAAGAUAAUUUGAAACCAGAAGGAGAAUUUGAAAAACGGAUUCCAGAAAAAUUCAUUCCAGCUGAGAGACCUAAACAGAAGAAGCCUGAAGACAACUUAAGACCAGAGGGUGAAUUCCAAAAACCAGAAAAACAAGAAUGGUCACCUGCAGAGAGACCUAAACAAAAACGACCAGAUGAUAAUCUUCGCCCUGAAGGUGACUUCGAAAGACCAGAUAGACCAGAUUAUAAACAUGGAGAACGGCCAGCUGCCAUAAGACCUGAUGAUAACUUGAGACCGGAAGGAGAUUUUGAAAGGCCACAAAAGCCAAAAUAUGAAUUAACAGAAAGGCCUUCUCCUACAAAGCCCAAAGAUAAUCUCAAACCUGAAGGAGAUUUUGAGAAACGCACUCCAGAGAAAUUCAUACCAGCUGAGAGACCUGAACAGAAGAAACCCAAAGACAACUUGAGACCAGAAGGUGAGUUUCAAAAACCAGAAAAGCAAGAAUGGUUACCUGCAGAAAGACCGAAACAAAAACGACCAGAUGACAAUCUUCGUCCGGAAGGUGACUUCGAAAGACCCGAUCGACCAGACUAUAAACCCGGUGAAAGGCCAGCUGCCAUCAGACCAGAAGAUAACCUUAGACCAGAGGGAGACUUUGAACGACCCGAAAUACCAAGAUAUAAAUCAACAGAAAGGCCUACACCCACGAAGCCGAAAGACAAUUUGCGCCCAGAAGGAGAUUUCGAGAGACCUUCCCCAACUCAUCUUGGACCAGCAGAGAGAAGGAAGCCUAUCAAACAUGAGGACAAUCUUCAUCCAGAAGGGGACUUCGAACGUCCAACACCUACCAAACUUGGCCCAGGAGAGAGAAGAACGCCUAUCAGACAUCCCGAUAACUUGAGACCUGAAGGAGAAUUUGAGAGACCUCACCAACCAGAAUGGUCUCCUGCAGAAAGGCCUAAACAAAGGCGACCAGAAGAUAAUCUUCACCCCGAAGGUGAGUUUGAACGUCCCGAGAGACCUGGGUACAAACCAGGAGAAAAACCUACUCCUAAAAAGCCAUUGGACAAUCUUCACCCUGAAGGGAAUUUCGAACGUCCCACGCCCACCAAACUUAGUCCUAGAGAAAGAAGAACUCCUAUCAGGCACCGAGAUAAUUUGAGACCCGAAGGAGAUUUCGAAAGACCUCAGCACCCAGAAUGGUCACCUGCAGAACGGCCCAAACAAACACGACCAGAGGAUAAUCUACAUCCAGAAGGCGAGUUUGAAAGACCUGAGAAGCCAAGAUAUAAACCAGCUGAGAGACCUACUCCUAGAAAGCCAGAAGACAAUCUCCACCCGGAAGGUGACUUUGAACGUCCCACACCGACCAAACUUGGUCCAGGAGAAAGAAGGUCUCCAAUCAGACAUCAAGAUAAUCUGCGGCCAGAGGGAGAUUUCGAGAGACCCCAUCAACCAGAAUGGUCUCCUGCUGAAAGACCGAAACAAAAGCGACCAGAGGAUAAUCUGCGUACUGAAGGAGAUUUCGAAAGACCAGAAAAACCUGGUUAUAAACCUGGUGAGAGACCAGUCCCAAGAAAGCCUGAAGAUGAUCUGAAACCUGAAGGUGAUUUCGAACGGCCUGAAAAACCUAAAUACCAAUCCACAGAGAGACCUAGUCCCAAGAAACCAGAAGAUAAUUUGAAACCAGAAGGCAAAUUCGAGAGACCUCAUAAACCAGAAUGGUCGCCAGCUGACAGACCCAAACAGAAGAAGCCUGAGGAUAAUCUACGUCCAGAAGGUGAGUUUGAGAGACCAGACAUAGUAGAAGUUGGGCCCGCAGAACUGAGGAAACCCAUCAAACACGAUGAUAAUCUCAAACCUGAAGGUAAAAUGACGAUGGUGAAAAGGAAUGAUUACAACGUUGUUCGUGGUGAACGAGUUGAUAUAAUCAAACAUGAGGAUAAUCUGAGGAUGGAAGGAGAAUGGAAUAUGAGGCGACGAGAUGACUACACAAAAACCACAGUCGUCGACAGAGCCCAAAUAAUCAGACAUGAUGACAAUUUGAGAGUAGAAGGGGACUUUUCAGAUUUGAGAACAAGAGACGAUUACAAUGUUGUAAAAGGAGAAAGAUGUGAUAUAAUUCGCCGGGAAGAUAACCUCAGAAUCGAAGGCGAAUUCAGCGACUACAGAAAAAGAGACGAAUUCACUACGCAUACCGAAAGGAGGCAAGUGGUGCGUCAUGAAGACAAUUUGAAACUCGAAGGUGAUUUCGAGAGACCCACCCCAACUCAACUUGGACCAGCAGAGAGACGAAGACCUAUCAAACAUGGUGAUAAUCUCCAUCCGGAAGGAGACUUUGAACGACCUUCACCAACAAAACUUGGCCCAGGAGAGAGAAGAACCCCUAUCAAACAUCCAGACAACUUGAGACCUGAAGGAGAUUUUGAUAGACCUCACCAACCAGAAUGGACUCCUGCAGAACGGCCUAAACAAAAACGACCAGAGGAUAACCUUCAUCCAGAAGGAGAAUUUGAACGACCCGAAAGACUUGGGUACACACCAGGAGAAAGACCGACUCCUAAGAAGCCAGAAGACAAUCUUCACCCUGAAGCAAGUUUUGAACGCCCUUCACAUGCCAAAGUUGGCCCUGGAGAGAGGAGGACACCUAUCAGACAUCCAGAUAAUUUGAGACCUGAAGGUGAUUUCGAGAGACCUCAUCACACAGAAUGGUUACCUGCUGAAAGGCCUAAACAAAGGCGACCAGAGGAUAACCUCCAUCCAGAAGGUGACUUUGAACGGCCCAAAACACCUGGGUACAAACCUGCUGAAAGACCUACUCCUAAAAAACCAGAGGACAAUCUUCACCCUGAAGGAAGUUUUGAACGUCCUUCACCUACCAAACUCGGCCCUGGAGAAAGGAGGUCACCUAUCAGACAUCCAGAUAACUUGAAACCUGAAGGAGAUUUCGAGAGACCGCAUCAGCCAGAAUGGUCACCUGCUGAAAGACCUAAACAAAGGCGACCAGAAGAUAACCUCCAUCCAGAAGGUGAGUUCGAGCGACCGGAGAGAACUGGUUAUAAACCUGGCGAAAGACCUACUCCUAAGAAGCCAGAAGAUAAUCUUCGCCCUGAAGGGGAUUUCGAACGUCCCACACCUACUCAACUUGGUCCAGGCGAAAGAAGAACUCCUAUAAGACAAUCAGACAAUUUGAAACCUGAGGGUGAAUUUGAAACACCCAAGAAACCUGGUUACCAACCAGGUGAGAGACCCACUCUGAAGAAACCUCAAGAUAGCCUACGACCUGAGGGAGAUUUUGAAACACCUACCAAACCCAAGUAUUCUCCGGGAGAAAGAGCAACAAUUGUCAAACAUCAAGACAACCUGAAAGUAACCGGGGAGUUCGAAGAUACAACGAUGACAAAGUCACAGUUUACAGUGGUGAGAGGUGAGCGAGCUGAGAUUAAGAAAUACGAAGAUCAAAUCAGAGUUGGUAGCGGCAAGAUGGAUUGCGUUACAACAACACAUGAAACUUUCGAUGUCAACACACCAAAGAAAUCUCCUGUCACCCUUGGUACUCCUGGGUCGACGACAGUAGUCAACAAUCGUAGACAUAUGCAAUCUCACUUCACUCUAGGAAACGAUACAACGAAUAUGCAAACUACCAAUCAGAGCAAUUACAAUACUUUCACCAGGAAAACUGAUCGAAAAACUGUUAUCGAUAAUAAGGAAAUUUCCAAUGUUGAUAAACAUGUCGUUAGUGUUACACAAAAAGAAAAUCUAGUAGAUCGAAAGACGAAAUUCAUCGAUAACAAAACCAUCAAGAAGGACGAUAAAAUCUAUACAGAUGUUUCUUCUGAUAAAAAAACUCUUCAGGAUGGUACGAUUGUCGUUACGACUGUAAAAAAGAUAACUACUGUUGGAGGACAACAAAGGAGCCACGUUGAUAGUACUAGACAACAUCACGAGAAAGUGAUUGUUAAUGAAACGAGUAACGAUGUUAGAAGAUCGUCUCAAAUAGAUCAGCAAAGAAAUAAUGUCAGUUCAACGAACGUAACCAACGUGAAGCAAAACCAUGUAGUGCAUUCAUCAAGUCACACAGAUCUAUCAUCUCGAAGUAAUACCGAGAAUCAUACUUCACAAAGUAAUAUUAUUAAUUCAUCGAGUCAGAGGAAGGUGUCGAAUCAACAUACGGCUCAGCAAAACAACAUAAUCCAUUCCACGAGUCACCAUGACAUAACCAAACAGCACACACAUAGAAAUGUAUCCCAGAGCAAUAAUAUCAUUCACUCCUCCAGUCAGAACAUUUCGAGACGAAACGUCGAUAAGAACGUUUCCCAAUCCACUUAUCACAAGAAAGAUGCAAUCACUAAUGAAGAAAUCAAGAACCAAAUACUACAUCGCAAAGGUCACCAUACGUCUACAGAAGCGUUACACGCGACUAGUUCCUCAGCACUAGACAUGAGGAAGUCGGUCUGUAACUUGCAUGAUCAAGGUAGAACAACAGUGAACACAGAAAGGCACAGCCUCAGUUCAAUGCAUAGAUCGAACCAGGAGUCAAAUAUCUCCAACAGGAGGAACCAACAGUUCAGUCACCAAGUGGUUGAGCGGCCUCAGAAGAUUGUGAGGAAAGAUAACUUGUCUGUUGGCGGACACUUCUAUGGAGAAUCUGAGGCUAAGUCGUAUGGAGGAUUCACUAAGCAACAGAACGUGCAACACGUAGAAAGGGUGCACAGGAGGUCUAAUGUUUCCAAUAUUACUCUGGGAGAGAGCAACGUACAGGUGGUGACUUCCUACAAGAAGGAGUAUGCUCCUAGGAACGUAGGCCCUUGUCCUGCUGGUUUGGUGGAUGCACCAAAGGGCCCCUUCAAGCAUACCAGGGACACGAAAUCUCAUAAAUUCUAUAUGCCCUUGAUAACAAAAUAG